This is a messenger RNA of Xenopus laevis (African clawed frog), 2578 nucleotides long. RefSeq names its product synaptotagmin like 4 L homeolog (gene sytl4.L). Gene Ontology annotation, biological process: exocytosis; intracellular protein transport. The transcript has 17 exons. Gene Ontology annotation, molecular function: phospholipid binding; neurexin family protein binding; small GTPase binding. NCBI's taxonomy places the organism in Eukaryota, Metazoa, Chordata, Amphibia, Anura, Pipidae. The coding region runs from base 433 to 2514 and encodes 693 amino acids. The record is from RefSeq and is a predicted model, not a curated record. Gene Ontology annotation, cellular component: exocytic vesicle; plasma membrane; membrane.
AAUUCAGAUAGCCUUUAUGCACUUUCUCUACAUAAGCCCAAAUAAACGAGUUCCUAUUCCAGUUACUACAGUCCUGUGGAGAUUGUUGGGGUGAUAAGAGAUGUUACUGUUCCUGACAAAUCCUUUCCUAUCCGGGUCUUCCUUUCGGUAACUUGAUCUCGUUGAGCGCACCCUUCCUCCCCCUCCCACACGGCUGUGACUCCUUUGCAGGUGCGGUCCCUUUAAGAAUUCUGUGCCUCUCCCCUCCAGUCCCCGGCAGCUGGGAAACUUUCAGUUCGUUCCCUUUCUCGCUCUGUUGUCACUCUCCUUUUCCGCCUUGUGGGGCCAGCAACCAGCCCCGCGGCCAUUGUCCUGCCAGGCAGCUUCCUGUGAGCGCAGGGUUUUUUCUAAUGAACACAAGAGGCUGUGGGAUUUCAGUAAGGAUACUGGGCCAUGGACAUUACACAAAAUAUGGAGCUGGUUAACCUGAACUUCCUGUCGGACACGGAGAGAGACCUAAUCUUACAAGUCCUGCAGAGAGAUGAGGAUCUUCGGAAAGUGGAAGAGAAGAGAAUUAGGAGGCUGAAGAAUGAACUUCUUGAUAUUCGAAGAAAAGGGGCCAAGAGAGGAAGUCAGCGUUACAGCGAAAGGGCAUGUGCUCGCUGCAAGAAUAAUAUGGGAAGGAUUGCUCCCAAAGCCAAUACUUGCCGAGGCUGCAAUCACCUGGUGUGCAAAGAAUGCCGAAUGGAAAGUACUGGAGGAGGCUGGAAGUGCAAUGUCUGCAGCAAGGAAGCUGACCUGAAGAAAACAACAGGUGACUGGUUCUAUGACCAGAGGGUGAACCGCUUUGCUAACCGUCUUGGGCGUGAUAUGGUGAGGAUGUCCUUGCGACAAAAGCCUCCAGCAAAUAAAAGGGAAACGACUGCUCAAGCGCUCCUAGAGUGUUCCCAGCCUCUCAAUGAGCCAAAAACAAGAAAAGGACAGAGAAGUCCUCAACAACAACAGAAGAGUUCUGGCAGCUCCCCAAACCUCAGGGACCAGAAAAGUGACACUGAAUCUACAGAGCAAAUGAGUCUUAGCAGCUACAAAACUGACUCCAAGAGAAGCUCUCCAUCACUUUCAAGGAGGAAUUCAUUGGAAAAGGCCACUACCCUGCCAGAUCCCAAAAGAACACAAGGACCUACAGGGGCUAAUGUUGCGACUCUCACAGUGCCUGUUAAGUCAAGGGAUCACCAUCAGUCUGACUCGGAGGGAGAGGCUCUUCUGGGGAAUCGAAGCGCAGGAUCUGCCGAUGAAAGUGAUGCCCUAUUUAAAAAGAAUCCAAGAAGGCUCUUAAAACCUGCAGAUUACAGUAAAUCUGUCCUUGAUCUACGGCCAGAGGAAAAAGCUCCAGAAGAAAAUGCACUGGGAGAUAGAAGCAAAUCUGUUCCACGUCUUAACAUAGAAAUGGAAGAUGAAGAUGAGGAUAUUGACAACUUAGUGGAGAUUCAUCGCUUGUCAGCAGGCAGAAGCAGUUUACGAAGUGGAACUUCCACUAGCACUCUGGGUAGCAUGAUGAGCAUCUACAGUGAGGCUGGAGAUUUUGGCAAUGUGAUAGUAACUGGAGAAAUUAUAUUUUCAAUGAAUUAUGAUGCAAAAGUACAGCUUUUGAAUGUCCAUGUGAAGGAAUGUCGGAAUCUUGCCUGUGGAGAUGACCUGAAGAUGAGAUCAAACCCGUAUGUUAAGUCUUACCUUCUGCCUGACAAAUCUCGUCAAGGGAAACGUAAAACAACAAUCAAGCGCAACACCACAAAUCCAAUGUACAAUGAAGUUUUAAAGUAUAUAGUUCCGGAAUCUAUGCUCCAUGUGAGAUCGCUUGAGCUGUCUGUCUGGCAUUAUGAUCGUUUUGGCAGAAACACAUUUCUAGGGCAGGUGGAUCUUCCACUGGAUUCCUGGAACUUCGACAACUUGACAGAAGAGUGUCUUCCUCUGCAUGGAAAGGGCACCAUGGAUAGUGGAGCUGGCUUUAAUAACUCCAAAGGGGAUCUGGUGGUUUCUUUGAAGUACGUUCCACCUACCAAGCCCUCUGGAAGCGAGAGGCGAAAAAAAAAAGUAGAUGAAGGGGGAGAACUUCAAGUCUGGAUUAAAGAAGCCAAAAACCUCACAGCCGUUAAGGCAGGAGGGACAUCUGACAGCUUUGUUAAAGGAUACCUAUUACCACUUAAGAACAAGAACACAAAGAGAAAGACCCCGGUUGUGAAAAAAACCCUGAAUCCACAUUAUAAUCAUACCUUUGUGUACAAUGGGAUAAAGCCUGAGGAUCUUCAAAACGUAUGUCUGGAGCUGACAGUCUGGGACAGGGAGCCACUGUCCAGCAAUGACUUCCUGGGAGGAGUGAGGUUGGGUAUUGGAAAUGGUAUGUCCAAUGGUGAGCAUGUAGACUGGAUGGACUCUACAGGGGAGGAGCUUAGCCUCUGGCAGAAGAUGAGACAAUACCCAGGAUCCUGGGCUGAAGGAACCUUGCAGCUUCGUCCCUCUAUGGCCAAGCAAAAGUGAAAAAGCACAAAGCAUUAUUGUCACAAUGCUCUUUGCAUUAAAAAACUACUUAUCUAAUUUUAAA